AUGGGGCCCACAGGGCCCACGGGGCCCACGCGCAGCAUGAACAGUAGCUCCAUGUCAUGGAGUGCUCCACAGCUGCGAACUCAUGCUACCCCUUGGAACGACACGCUGCGAUUGCCACGAGAAGGUCCCAAAGCUGGAGGUGGAAAGAUGGAGGUCUUGGAAUCUGGAGUCCUUGAGGCGCGUCUGGAGACCCUGCGAGCCGAAGCUGCUAGAGAUCAGGCAGAAGCUGAGGCCCUUGGGACUCGCAAGAAAGACAAGACCAGGAGGCCGCGGCAAACAGCCUCACAAGACACCACCAACGUGACCAGUGCGCCGACGAUCAUGGUGCAAGGUGCUGAUGGUGAGAGCAUAGUCUUGCCACCUCGUCGAGCCGAGAAUUUGGACGGUCCAGAGGCUCGUCGGCGGGUGGAGAUGCAGAUGAAGUUCAACAAGGUCGAAAUUGCACUGCAAGCCGACCAAAAGUUCAUUCGGGAACAUGCCGAAAAGGCGAAAACGAUGAGAGAAGAUCGCUUCAAGCGGCUGGUCGACAAUGUCUGCGACCAUGGAGGUCUUUCCAUGGAUUGUGCGGAAAAUUUGGCCAACUUUGAGAAAAGGCAGCGGCGCUGGGACCUGUAUUCUCAAUGGGAUGAGAACGUUGCCCACCGUUUGGCGAAGCAGGCAUUUGAGUCCUUGAACCCUGCGGAUCGCUCAGCACAGCAGAAGCUCAGUGGGUCUAGACACAUCAGCUGGAAGUUGCCAAAUGAGAAGCCACUGCUGAAGUUGGAUGUGACCAAGGAUCCCAUCCGACGGCCGCUACUAGAGGCGGAGUACGAGAAAGCCUUCGAUGAGGUGGCCCAGGCGGUGUUGGGUUGUCCACGCAACCCCACCACCAUCCUGAAGCGCUCGGUUUUCAUGGAUGGGACGCGCCGAAGCGGCGGUGCUCGAGCACUGAGCCGACCGGUGCUGGAGCCUACGGAUUGGGGACAGCAGCAGCUACAGGGCACCUUGUUUGGUCGUUUUGCACAGGCGUGCGAGGAAGGUCCCGACUUCGUGCGGGCGCGAAAGGGAGGGCCCAAUGUUUUCAUUCCGGAUGAGUCGGAUGGAAACCUGGUGGCUGGAACUCGCACUAGCCGCGAGUUUGGUCACCACGAUAUGGGCAUCCUUAAAGGGAACAAGUGCUCCCGCGGUGAGUGCUCAGAAUACAAAACUCAUGAAGGGGUUUCAUCUGGAGCACCUGCACAAGAUCAUUUCACCUUCCAAAACACCAAAGAGAUCACAGAUUUGGAGUUUCCGCUCGGAAAGAAGGUCUUCCCAGAAUUUCACUGA
Cladocopium goreaui is the source of this 1305-nucleotide messenger RNA. The record is from the annotation of a GenBank genome assembly. Lineage: Eukaryota; Dinophyceae; Suessiales; Symbiodiniaceae.